Messenger RNA from Hypomesus transpacificus, 3919 nucleotides. RefSeq names its product fibrosin-like 1 (gene fbrsl1). NCBI's taxonomy places the organism in Eukaryota, Metazoa, Chordata, Actinopteri, Osmeriformes, Osmeridae. The record is from RefSeq and is a predicted model, not a curated record.
CCCUCCCCCCACCACCACCACCUCAACGGCCUCCCCCAGAGUGCCCCGUCCCUGCCCCUGUCCAUAGCGAACCUCUCUACCUCGCACUAUUCCCUGCGAACUCCGGCCCACCGCCAUCCGGCCAUGUUCGCAACCCCCGCCACACUGCCGCCACCUCCGACCUUACCCACCAACAGCCUCGUGGUCCCCGGGCACCCCGCUGGUACUCCGUACCCAGAGCAUGACCUCCUGCGGCAGGAGCUGAACAACCGCUUCCUGGUUCAGAGUUCAGGGAGGAGCAGGGGGCCGCCCUCGGCCUCGGCCUCGCCCCUGGCCCCCGUGUCGCUCCUGCGGGCAGAGUUUCACCAACACCAGCACAUGCACCAGCACCAACACACCCACCAGCACACCUUCACUCCCUUCCCUGCCAGUCUGCCCCCGGCCGCCAUCCUAGCUCCGCCCACCGCACCCCCAAUGGUGCGUACCCCGGCCAAAAAUUUCGACAAAUACGCCCCCAAACUGGACAAUCCAUUCAUCAGGCAUUCAAAUGUACGUACAUGUCCUUUUUUUUCUUCCCCCUCAUACCCCCCCACAAUGCCAGGCAUGCCCCCUCUGCUACCUCACUCAGGACCCUUCAGCUCACUGCAAGGAGCCUUCCAGCCCAAGGCCUCGAAUCCCAUAGACGUAGCAGCUAGGCCCGGGACAGUACCUCACACACUCCUGCAGAAGGACCCGCGGGUUUCAGAUCCUUUCAGGUCGUCAGUGAGGAAACCUGGCAAGUGGUGUGCGGUGCACGUCCAGAUUGCGUGGCAGAUCUACCACCACCAGCAGAAGAUGAAGCAAAUGCAGCUGGAUCCCAACAAACUGGACAUGAACGGCAAGCUGGACCUGUUCAGCCGGCCCCCAGCUCCAGGGGUGUUCCCCGGCUUCCCCUACCCCCACGACCUGGCCAGACCCAUGUUCUCCUCCACGGGCUCUGGGCAUCCUGCCGCCUCCCCUUACGGCCCCUCCCCUCACCACAGCAGCUUCCUGCCUCCUAGCCACUUGGCAGGUAAGUAUCCAUUCAGUCGCUCCAGUACCUUUGGCGGCCUCGGCAACCUUUCAACCAGUGCCUUCGGAGGAUUAGGCAACCCCUCGCUCGGCUCCAACAGCGUGUUUGGCCAUAAAGAUGGCCCGGGCGGGUUGCCAGGUUUCGGCGCCUCCCACCAUGACGCCUGGAACCGGCUCCACCGCACCCCGCCCUCCUUCCCCACCCCGCCCCAGUGGCCCAAGUCUGCCGACGCCGAGCGCAGCGGCUCGGCCAACAGCCACCACGAGCGGGAGCGGGAGAGGGAGCGAGAGAGGGACCGGGAACGGGAGAAGAGAGACUCCUCCGUCGGCAAGGAGGAGAAGGACAGAGACAGAGACUCCCUGGAGCGCAGCCGCCACUCCAACCGCUCGUCGCCGGCGUCGGCGCCCGUCAGCUACCAGAUCAGCAGCCUGAUCCGCUCCAACAGCCAGAACUCGAGCGACUCGGGCCGCCACCGCAGCGGCAGCGUGGACCGCGUGCGCGAGGCGGAGAAGGAGCUCCUGGAGCGCCACCGCGAGGCGGCCAUGUUGACGGGGGGGGGGGACGUCAAGGUGAAGGAGAGCCGCUCCCCGGGGAAGGAGGUGCCGGAGAGGCGCCCGGGCGACGACGGCGUCAAGCCCGUCCGCCGCUCGCCCUCGCCCUACACCAAGGCGGCGCUGGGCGAGGCGGGGAUGAAGAUGGCGGGCGGCGGGCCCCCGCCCGCGCUGAAGGACGGCGAGCGGCGGGAGACGCCGGCGUCGGAGCUCAUGCUCAAGGUAAAGAACGACAUGAAGAUCAAGGAGGAGAGGAAGGAGGAGCAGGAGGUGAUGGUGGUCGGCUCCGAGCCCGCCCCCCACCCCCCUCCCGCCCCGGCUCCGCCCAUCCCCUCCAUGCACCCGGGCCACCCCCACCACCACCACCCGCCCCUCUCCCAGCAGAUCCCGCCCCCGUCCCCGCGUUGCAGCGACCUCCCCCCCCACCACGGCUCCAUCCACGGCAUGCCCAUGGCCCACUCCCUCCCCCUGUCCAUGAGCGCCAUGCACCAGAUGGGCAGCCUCAACGUGCUGGACCGGGCCCGCAUGGCCCCCUUCAUGGGGGUGAGCCCCCUGGCGGCGGGCCGAGAGCGCCUGCCCCACCAGGCCUUCCCCUGGGACCCCCUGCGGGAGGCGUAUCGGAGCCUGGACCUGCAGCGCCGCAUGGACUUCCAGCUGCGGGCCGAGCAGGGCCACCGCUUCCCGGGCAUGUACGAGCAGGAGCGCGCCUACAGGGAGAGGGAAGCCCACGACUACUCGCACCACGAGCACCUGCUGGAGGUGCGGCGGGAGCACGAGCGCAUGAGGCAGCAGGCGGAGGAGAGGGAGCGGCUCCACCUGAGGGAGGAGCUGGACCGGGCUCGCCUCCACCAGCUCCACCAGUCCCCCAUGGAGGGCCACCUCCCCCACAUGCCCCCGUUCAUGUCCCACCUGGGGGGGAUGCCCUACCCCAGACUCAGCCCCUCCACGGGACACAACGGCCUGCUGAACAGGACGCCCCCCACGGCCGCGCUCAGCGCCCCGCCUCCGCUGGUGCCGGCUGGAGGCGUCCGGCCCAACUCCCCCAGAAGGACUACCCCUCUCACCACCCAGGACCCCCGGGAUUACUCCCCCUCCCGCAACCCCAAAGAGGUGGAGGCACGGUAGCUUCACGGACAAAAGGAUCGGCGGGGCGCUUAGGAAAGUACCCUUCCCGCCUCACCCGCCCCAUUUCAGACCUCUUAAAGAACAAGAUGCACUGCUUUUUCACACAGAGAGAACAGCAAAGUCGAGAGAAAACAGUAUGAUUGUACAAAGCAAAGAUUUGUUCGGCUGACGAAGCACAUGCCAUGAGUUCAUUUUAUAUAUGGACCGGAAGAGGAGAAUGUCGGAGACAUAAAUCAAGUACAAGUACGUGUAUGUCUGUUUCCGACUUAAAAUUUGAUAAUAAUAUUAAUAUAUUAAUCCAAUAACUUCUUCCGGCUUUACGCGGAAAAAGAAAGUCCUCAAAUGAGUUUGUACAUUUCCUAUCCUCGUUCCAUGUAUAGACAUCAUUUUUAUGAAUUUGUGCAUUAAGUCUCUAUUUCUUUUCCCCCUGAUAUUUAUCUUGGUUUGUUGGUGAGGCAUCUAGGAUGCGCUGCGAUAAUGACUGGAUCUGUCAGCUGUAACUGAAGCUCAUGGUACCUGGGGGAUCCUCAUUAACGACAAUGUACCACGUUACAUUACAGAUUCGCUUUGUUUAUGUGCUUUGCCUUCGAGAUAUGCAGACAAAUAUUAUAUGACGAGGUCUUUGUUCGGUCUCUGUAAAAAAGAUUCUUGUAAAUAUCUUGUUGAUAUUCCUUGCUGCAAAAUUACCAUGUACAUUUAUUAGGCUUUUUAAAUGUUUCUAGAAAAAAAAAAUACAAACGACAUCAAACAGAAACCACUUCCCUGUUGGAAACCAUGGUAACAGACAAGCCUACCCAAUGGGAGCGGGGGAAUGGUAAAGGGGCCUGAACAGAACAACUGCAAUCUAUGCAAAGAGGCUCCUAGAAACCUUAUGAAGAGGCCACCUGGAGAGAACGUUGGAUAUGUUGAUUCAGUAAACAGAACAGGGUCCCCCCCCCACCCCCCUCAGACUAUGGAAUGGAAUAAUUACAAAAACCGGAAGACAUUCAGGUCCUAAAUUGUACUGGAAGGCGUACAGACCGGGUGAGACUAACAGCAAGAGAAAGACACUUUUGAUUGGACGGCAAAAGGACUUUCUCUGUCGACCUUGUGGUGUUGUGCAGUUGUUUUUCUUAGACUCUUGUAUACAAAACAAGUAGAGUUUUAGGCGUGCAAAAAAAAUGAAAACGAACAUUCAUGGUUUAAAAUGUACGGAAUAAAGUUUGGACCUAAA